AUGCGCCAAACCCUUCGCCGAUCGGGAUCUCUCGACCCCUUCGAUUCGUAUCCCCAGACGAGGCUCCCCCCGGAACAGGUUCAGCGCCUUAUCCAUAGUUUCCUCCACAAGAUUGCUUUCCAAUAUUAUCCACUCGACCUAAACGCAACCACAAAUCCGUUUCUCGUGUCCUGGUGGCCUCUUGCCUUGGGAGAUCCAGCACUGUUUCAUGUCUCAUUGCAGACAGCAUGUCUUGACGAGGAGCUGCUGGCCCAGAAGGGCUUCAGAUCCUCAGAGAUCCUCAUGGCUGACUCGGUGGCCUUAUUACGACGUAAAAUUGGGAACACGUCACUAGCUGUUCAAGACGGAACAAUGAACUCGGUCAUCACCCUGGCCACGAUUGAAUUUGGCAAAGGUAACAAUAAAGUCGCCGAGAUGCAUGUUGACGGGGUGAAAAGACUAGUUAAAAUGCGGGGUGGGAUAAACUCGGUCCGACAAACCAGCCCCCUCACAGCGAGAAUGAUCAGCUGGGUUUCGAUGCUCAUCAUGGGCCAUCCUCAAUUUGACACACAGGAUGAUUUCGGAAUUGGAGAUGGGAUACCUCCGAUUCCGGAAUGGCAACUAGACCCGGCCGCCACUCAUGAGUUGCCAGAAACCAUCCUUGAUGUUGACUAUGAUGUGAGGAACGUUUUUAUUCGCCUUCGAAAUGUCUUUCAACGGAUCCAAAACAUGCAAUUUCCCAAUACACAACUUCACGACCUUACAUCAUUCGUCAUACACCGACUUCUCUAUCUACCCUUGGACGCAGCGAAUGUUCAGCGAUCACCAAUUUCGGAAUGCAUUCGCUGCGCAGUCUUAAUUUACAUGUUCAUUAUACAGGGGCCAACAUAUUACUCACACGCAAUUAUGUUGAACACUGUCGUCAUCAGCCUUAUUGAGAAUCUCAGUCGCCUAGACGUAACGUCUCGGAUAUACAGCUCCCUCGAUAUCUGGCUUGCCGCGAACGCGCAAAAUUUCGACUUCUCUGCAACUAUUUACAUCCGUUGA
Messenger RNA from Penicillium atrosanguineum, 1026 nucleotides. Its product is annotated as Cytochrome P450 61. Bases 1 to 1026 code for a protein of 341 amino acids. The record is from RefSeq and is a predicted model, not a curated record. NCBI's taxonomy places the organism in Eukaryota, Fungi, Ascomycota, Eurotiomycetes, Eurotiales, Aspergillaceae. The transcript has 6 exons.